AUGUCUGGUAGCCUUAAUUUGACGUUGGCCCAACAUAAGCUUAUGAAGGACGCGGGAGCUUACUGGGAAGACAUCUCGCACAUUAUAAACUCACUGGGGGGAAUUCAAGAGUGCUCAUUUGAGAGGGCUCUGGCUCUUACCCAGUUUCGUUGGAAGCAGGAGUGCUCUAACGAUCCUGACACUAUCGCACUUCGUCUCCGGCAAGAAGUUGAAAAGUACACAGCCAAAUUAGAUAAACUUGCAGCUGAGUCUCGUGUCAGCACAAACAAAGACGCCAGCAUCACUGAGCGUCAGCGUGGUCCCGAUCGUGACAAAGAAGCUGCCAAGACGCAGCAGCAGACCAACACAUAG
Pyricularia grisea is the source of this 351-nucleotide messenger RNA. RefSeq lists its product as uncharacterized. The record is from RefSeq and is a predicted model, not a curated record. NCBI's taxonomy places the organism in Eukaryota, Fungi, Ascomycota, Sordariomycetes, Magnaporthales, Pyriculariaceae. The transcript has 2 exons. The coding region runs from base 1 to 351 and encodes 116 amino acids.